UUAACAAUAGCCUGACGCAGUCUGUAAGGCUAUAGAGGGACUGAAACAAUAUGCCUAACUGUGUUUGAGUGUCCUUUGUUACGUUAGGAGGGUUGGUAAAGGUGCUACGGUUACCCUAGUAUAGAAUACCCUUAGGAAGGACGUGACCCCACUUUCGGGAUUCGGCUUUUUAGGUUACAUCAUGGAUCCUCAUGAGAAUCUGCAUGCAACGAAGGAAUCCAUGAUGAACAAGCUUGCAAAAGCAAAGGAGUACAAGGAUAAAGGGAAUUCACAUUUCAAGCAACAGCAAGUGUCAAAAGCAAUUCAGAGUUACCACAGUGGCCUCAUGUACAUCAAAGGAAUAGAGCAGGAUACAAACCCCAACAGACUUUUUGGACAGAGUCAAGUGCCUGUUGUAUCAGAUGAAGUUAAAGAAGAAAUUUCUGGACUUACAGCAGACCUUUACAAUAAUCUCGCAGCUUGUUUACUCAAACAACAACCAGUGCGUUAUGAGAGGGUUGUGGAAUGUUGUAAGGAGGUAACAAAACUAAAACCAGAUAAUGUGAAGGGAUGGUAUCGCCUAGGGUUAGCCCAUUUCCAUUUGAGAGAUUUUGAUUCUGCACAGGAAGCCUUAAAAGAAGCCAACAAAAUAUCAGAUGGUCAAGAUAUGGCUAUUAAGCGACUUCUAGCAUCAGUUGAUCAAGAACUGAAGAAAGAAAACAAAAAAUUUAGUGAUAUGUUCAGAAAUAGCCUGUUGGUCAAGCAGACUUGAUAACUGCAUGGUUGAGAAACUCUUUUAAGGGAUUUGAAAGCUAAUGUAGAUAAAUUGUUAUUUUUUUUCUAUCUUGCAUACUUUUGAUAUUUUCCAUACUAAGUAACUCUUCCUUGUGAUAUUUAACUUUGGCUUUUUUGUGUAAGAACAGAAUUCUCUUGAAAUAUCGUAAACAAGGUGAAUGUGCUAUCUUAAUCAGACACUUUUGAAAUAAGAAUACAGUUAGACCAUUCACUAUGCAUUGUAUGGAAUAGAAAAUGUGGCUUUAUUCAUUUUAAUUAAGUGCAGCUGUUUUAUGUUUUGAAAAAGCUAUCGGUGAAUUAUCAGAAGUUUGAAUUGGAAGAGACAGAUUAUGCUGCUAAUUGGAACAAAGAAAGUAUUUCAUAGAGCAAAUUUUACCCUGUGAAGACUUAACUUUUAGGGUGCCUUGAAAAGUUAUACAGAUACUUGCUCUUAAGCAGUGGCAAAGCUUACUUUUAUUGGUGUGAAUGAGAGUAUACCCAGCAUUGUGCUUCAAAUGUGCUACAGUAAAGUUGAAAGUGACAGUAAAAUUAUGAUUCAGUAA
This is a messenger RNA of Macrobrachium nipponense, 1316 nucleotides long. RefSeq names its product tetratricopeptide repeat protein 9C-like. The transcript is spliced from 5 exons. NCBI's taxonomy places the organism in Eukaryota, Metazoa, Arthropoda, Malacostraca, Decapoda, Palaemonidae. The record is from RefSeq and is a predicted model, not a curated record. Bases 182 to 751 code for a protein of 189 amino acids. Gene Ontology annotation, molecular function: protein binding.